GUCUGCCCAUCCGGAGGGCCCCCGGAGGGGGGAGGCUGCGCGACGGUCGCCGCGCACGUGGCGAGGCGUUGCAAACGUGUGUAUGCGUGCACGCGUGUCGCCUUUCCCGCGAAGUGGGGAGGCCGCUGACUCCCGAGGAAGGCCUCGCCCCCGCCGCCCGACCCGCCUGCUUCGGAGAGGGCGGGUCGAGGCCGGGCUGGGCAGCCCGCGCCGCGGGGAAGCAGCCGCCCCGGCAGCAGCAGCAGCAGCAGCAGGAGGAGGCGGCGGCGCCACCACCACCACCACCAGGCCGCAGCGGAGCCGGGGAGCCAUGCCGGGGCCCGGCCCGUGAGCGGCUGCCUCAGCGUCCACCAUGAAGAGCCCCCGCGAGGCCGCGGAGCCGCCCUCAGUGGACAAUGUGCAGUUGAAAGUGCCAAUUCUUCAGCAACUCUACCAUUGGGAUUGUGGGCUGGCCUGCUCCAGGAUGGUGCUGCAGUAUCUGAACCUGCUGAAUGAUGAUGAAUUCCAGAAAGCAAUUCGGGAUCUCCACUUGACAAAGAGCAUCUGGACCAUCGACUUGGCCUACCUGAUGCGCCAUUUUGGCGUGAAGCAUCGGUUCUGCACACAGACCCUGGGGGUGGAUAAAGGCUACAAGAAUCAGUCUUUCUACAGGAAGCACUUUGACACAGAGGAGAACCGAGUAAACCAGCUGUUUGCACAAGCCAAAGCCUGCAAAGUACUGGUGGAGAAAUGCGCCGUGACGGUCCAGGACAUCCAGGAGCACCUGUCCCGAGGCCACGUGGCCAUUGUGCUGGUGAACGCGGUCCUGCUGCUCUGUGACCUUUGCUCCAGCCCCGUCAAGUACUGCUGCUUCCUCCCCAUUGGCCAGAAGUGCUUCUGCCGGAGCCCCGACUACCAAGGCCACUUCAUUGUACUGUGCGGCUACAACCAAGCCUCAGGGAGUAUUUAUUACAACAACCCUGCCUAUGCUGACCGAACAUGCAGCACCAGCAUCAAUAACUUUGAGGAAGCCAGAACCAGUUAUGGGACAGAUGAGGACAUCCUGUUUGUUUACAGAGCCAGCUGACCCCUUGGUUCGGGUGCUUCCCGUUCAUCGUGGGGCAACUUGCCCAGGGCCGUCAUGGCAGCUGACUAUGUCUCAGGACCCCUGCUACAGAGACUUUGCUCCCAGACUACAGCAGCAGGAUGGCAAACCAGGGACAUUUUGGACCAGGGCUGGGCACAGGGGAGAAAAUAUGGCCGUUUUAUGUUUUGUUGGAAGAAUUUGUGUCCUGAAAGGUAGGAUAUAAAUUACUAUAAUAAAUACAUUUAAAUUGAGAUCUACUCCUAGAUCUCUGGGUAAUUUGCAGUAGAUUGGCAAGGUGGUUUUGACCCAAUUUUGUAACAAUAGGAACAACUAAAAGGCUCCCGCCCCCGAAAGGGCUGCUGAAACCAAGAAAGGUUGGGAGUGGGGAAGCCAGGAGUAGAUUUUUGUGUAAAAUGACUGAGCUCAGUUCUGGUACUAAACACAAAUCCCAGGACUGAGCGUGUGCUCAGAAGGCACCUUGUUCCUGAAGUGUGAGUGUGAGCGUCCGUCCCUCUACCGCCACUCCGAGCCGCUGUUCUACACCUGGAUGUGGUUGGGAGGGCUCAGGGCAGACCCUGCCACCUGCUGUGGACCCACGUAGAGCCACGUUGCUGUCCUGUUGCCAUCUUUUAUUCUUGAUGAUAAUGACAAUGAAAUAGCUUGUGUUGUGUAACACUGUAAUAUAUAAACAUGUGUAUUUUACAUUUUUUGCACAUUUGAGACGUUUUAAGAUGCAGAAUCAGAUUCCUUUUCCUGUUGGCCCUUUUCACAGGUAUAAAUCUCACAGAAAUGGAGUCCUUGCCAAGUUCGUUAAAGCGAGCCCUUGUGGGCACAUGUGCAAAUAGAGGCUCAAAACAGAAAAGCCGGAGGAUCUGCCUCCGGGCUGAUCUUUCUCACGGGUUGGGAAUGUACUAAUCAGAGGACAAGAUGAAAUAAAUAACCCCAGGAGUGGGUGGGUGGGGUCUGGACUUGUGGAGAAGGGGAAGCAAGGGGUAUCCGGUUGAAAUGCCCCCCCCCAAGCCAAAUGGGCUGAUUGCUGCCACCGCCCACUGGGCUUCUCUCUUGACAUCGUCCUGGGAAGAUGGUUCUCCUGAAAUCUUCCCCGCACAUGGUGGGUGGCUUCCUCAGCUGGGAGUCCCUUGAGAAAAUGUUUGACCAUGUGAGUGGCGAAGUUCAGAGUCGCUGUGUUGUGAGGAUACCACCUCAAAGUGGUUAUAUGGAUCAACUCUUUGAAUACCAUUAGCUAGUUUUCAGGUAAGCUCAGUUUAACUGUAUGCUGCUCUGCGUGGGUUUUGAUGAAGGGUGGCCAAAUCCAGAUUCACUGAGUUUCCUCUAAAUAAAUUCAACAUUUUAAAGCGAAGAAUCUCUGUAACUCAAUAGCCCCAGUUCAACAAAAUUAAGCUUAUUUCCCAGUACAAUACUAUCCAAGUAAGUCCCAUUGAGUUCAGUGGGGCACAUGGGCCUGGAAUUGCAGCCCUAGUGUGCUCAGCGCUCUGGAAGUGGGGGGGGGGGCAUCGCCUCUCUACAGCUUGUAAAUGGCAGCUAGCCUGAAGCCACGUUUCCGGGGUGGGGGGGCAACUGGCUCUCAAGUGACAGUGGGCUGCAACUAGCUUCCUGUGCUGUAGCCUUCCCUAUCGUGAGGCCCUCCAGGUGUGUUUGACUACAAUUCCCACCAUCCACAGCCAGAUGGGGGUGUAGUCUAACUCAUCUGGAAGGCUCUUGGACUGUGAGAGUGUGUGGUCUGAAUUGGAUCCAUAGAAAGCAAUUGGAUCCCCUCAAAGUGCUUGUUUAGGCCAGAGCAAGUAGCGGAGGUGUCACCGCUACAGCGCCCGUGGGCAGGGAGGGACACGCCGUCCUGUGCCAGGGACCUGUCAGUGGAGGCGAGAGCGUUGCUGAGAAGACGUCCUCAGCACAGAGACAACAACCACUCUUGCUAGUAACGGCUGAGGCAGGGGAGCCUCUCCUGGCUGCUUGACGGGUGGAAUCAGGCCAGAGCUCGGGCACUCUGCCUCAUUACACCUCACUUGUGUUUCCGAUUCCGCUCAGGGAUGGGGCUUCCCAUAAAUGUCCAUACUGUAGAUCUACACUGCGUUGUUUUGUUUAAAAUACUGCGAGAACCGCUUUGUUUGUAGUUGACCUCAUCUGAGGAGAACAUACAGAAGAGAUGCAAGCAGCCAAGGCAUUUUAAUGAAUAUUUCUGGCCUUUUUAUGUCAGGAUCCAGACUUCCAUGUGUCACUCAGGACUUCCUGCAAGUUUUUUGCAUUACAGACUGCUCUGGAGCAUUCCAGCGUCUGUGCUUAAGUCACAACUAUCAUCGGUGUUACUUUUGUAUAUGACUGAACUGGAACUAAUUCUCUUAAGGCACUUUUGAAAUCUUGCCGUGUCAAGAAUAAAAGCCCUCUGUCAUUUUAAAACUCAGCAUUGUAAUUGGGAAGAACUGAAACAUACCAGUUACUGAGGAACAUGGGUGGGAGGGUGCUGUGGCCCCAUGUCCUCUUUUGUUGGUCCCUGGCCGAUGGCUGGCGGGCCCCUGUGUGAACAGAGUGCUGGACUAGAUGGACCCUUGGCCUGAUCCAGCCCCAGGGCUCUUCUGAUGUUCUUAAGACUUGUCCUCCUGAACAAAACAGAGUGGCUUGUGGAUUCCCAACAUACCCAGAUCUUUUUCAUAAGCAGACCCAUAGACAAGCCUCCCCCAUGCGCCAAGUUUAGACAAAGGACUUGUGGGGAUAUAAUUCCUUCCCCUAGCCUCCAAUGUGAAACUAGCGUAGAGAGUGGGCUUGAGCAGCUGCGUGGUUGCUGGGCCGGGUCUUUACCAGCAGCUACGGAAAGGAAUAGGGCUGGGGCUGCUUCUGUGCACAAUGCCCACAACUACUUGUCCCAUCUCUAAAAUACAGCCUGGGAUAGAAGCGUUCUCUUUAGCCAUUGGUAAUCUGUGUGUAUAUAUCAGAUGUUGGACCAGAGAGCAAGCAAUGAACUCUGUGAAACUCCCCAAAGUGGAAGAGCCCAGACAGCCCUGUUUCCGUUUGAGAAUAACUCACUGACGUGGGAACAGGGAGGAAUUCAAUACCAUGCACAGACAGAGGGAAAAGAGACGCAAGGCGCUUCUUGCCCUCCACAGCGGGGAAAAGGAAAAGGGGGGUGGAGGGGGCCUGUGCCUCAUCCCCUUUGUGCUCCGAGUCAGGAAAACUGCAGAAGCCGCGGUGGAGAGCAAGAGGCUGAGGGAAGACGACGACAGGCCCAGACCUCCUCCUCCUCGGCCAGCGUGCUGCUGGGCCCCUGGGGGGACAGAGCGUUUGGCCUGAUCCAGCCUCAGGGCUCUUCUGACGUUCUUUGAUCGCUCUGGGCAAGCAAACAUUUGCGAGAACAGAUUUCAUUCUUGUACAUAACAACAAAAGGGAUAUUUUACUUGCCGAUACAUUUUAUAUGCAAACUAUAUUUUGUUUGUAAGUCACUCUCAAUAAAAGAUUUAAGUUGUUAAUGCGAA
Molecule: messenger RNA, 4551 nt
Organism: Elgaria multicarinata webbii
Lineage: Eukaryota; Metazoa; Chordata; Lepidosauria; Squamata; Anguidae
Gene: GUCD1
Product: guanylyl cyclase domain containing 1
Exons: 6
Coding region: 353-1066 (237 amino acids)
Source: RefSeq, a predicted model, not a curated record